Anopheles aquasalis is the source of this 2655-nucleotide messenger RNA. RefSeq lists its product as uncharacterized. Gene Ontology annotation, cellular component: axonemal microtubule; centriole. Gene Ontology annotation, biological process: cilium assembly. The record is from RefSeq and is a predicted model, not a curated record. Lineage: Eukaryota; Metazoa; Arthropoda; Insecta; Diptera; Culicidae.
AUGGCCGUCCAAUUUUGCGCUUCCGGCGACGGGUUCAAAACAACAAAACGGAGAGCCGCGGAAGAGGCCACCGAUUACGCCCGGCUUGAUGCGCCAAGCAGUGUCUUUCGGGUGUGGACUACGGAAGGACGCACAGCUAUGACCGCCGAACCUAGCGCACUAACGACGACGACGACGACGACGACGCACCAGUGCGAUGGUGCAGGAACGCAGUGUACCGCCCAGAGUACGGGCUCGCCACGCAACUGCAUCGUUCGCGAGCUGUUGUGCUUCUUCGAGGAAGCCACCGCAGUCCUCAACGGUAGCAAUCAACCGGCCGAGCAGGAGUGGGACGGGGAAAAGUUUUUCGACGACGCUAGCAGCGGGUGGGCGGGCGACCCGGACAACCGCAGUGUCGACGAGAUACUGCACGAGGCCGAGCAGCUCAUCUGUUCCGAGCAGCCGGUGUUCCGGCGGAACGGUGAGUGCAUCGAUCGCGCCCAUCCGACGGCUCCGCAGGAGCUGGCAUGCGAGGCCAAGCUGGCGGAGGUGUGGAAUGGGCUGCUGGAGGAUCUGGCUAACGCCGAGCGGAAGGACGCGGAACGGGCGGCCGUCGAGCAGCGGACGGAGGAGCCGAACAGCGUGGAUGCGAGUGACAUGGCCCCGUACAGCAAUUACCAGCCGAUGGUCAAUGCCGCGACAGACAGUAACGAAUUAACCGACGUCGAAGAACCGGACGAGAGUGAAUGCUUCUCGGAUGGUGGCACAACGAUCUCGCUCAGCCAGCACAACAACCACCAGGAAGAGGCCCCACGGCUAACGGGUCUGCCUGGUGAUGCACAGCAGCAGCAGCAGCAGCAGCAGCAGGAGAUGGAUCCCAGCUCAACACCGCCCCAAGCAGCCGGGGAUGAGUGGCGGCGCGGUACGUCGAUUUUGCCAGUGACCUGCGACAGAUCGACGCAACCGUCACCGACCCACGAAUCGCCCGGUGCCACCGGUGAGCUGCUGAUGCUGUCCAAGUACCGCGAGCUGGAAAGCAGACUGCUCCAGCUGCACGAGCAGGUAAAGGACAGCGAGGAGCGAUACCAAAGCCUUCGGAUCCAGUACGAAACACUUGCCCAGGCGCACCGGACCCUGCGCGACCUCCACACUAGCAAGCAGGACGAGAGCGAGAAGCUGGAGUUCGACAUACAGCACCUGACAAAGUGUGUCGAGGUGCUCAGAUCGGAACUGAAAGCGGCACGCAAUGAGCGCGAUUUUGCGGUGGAACUGCAAGGCCUGCUGCAGUCCGAGCUGGAAGAGGCGCGCAACGACAAAAAGAAGCUGCAAGAGAGUACGGAGAAAGAUACCAGAACGAUACAGGACCUACAGCGGCAGUGCCGGGAGAUGGAGCGCAUUCUGAUGCGCAAGAAUCCCGAUGCCAUCUCGGGGCUUAUCGUGACUACCAAAGUACCUCAUGGGAAGUCGGAGAGUGACGGUGGGGCGUCAGUACGGCGUACACCGGAGCAAACGGAGGCGGACGGUGGCUGCAUACAUCACACCCGCUCGUAUGGCGUGCUAGCGGACGUGCAGGCACGCUUCAGCUCCGUGCAGGCCAAGUAUGAAACGCAUAUACGCGACCUCGAGAUGCAGGUGCUGAGCUUGCAGGAGAUCAACUCCAAGCUGAACGAGCGGAUCAUACAGCAGAUGGAAGAGCUGGCUAUCAUGAACGCCAACACAGCGGACCAGAUUGCGGUCGCCAACACGGGAACCAUCAUCGCCGGCAGAAGCAGCAGCAGCAGCAGCAGCACUCAGACUGAGCCGGCAGGUAGCGGGCAGACACCGGCGAAGCGACGGUCCGUGAUGGUGCAAACGGACAACCUCAUUGCCAAACCGUUGUCCAUGCGCCAGCAGCAAACCAAGCGGGCACAGGCGCAAAACAAGGAAGAUGCCCAUCUGCUGGCCACCAUCGGGGGCAUGCGGGUCGAUCUGGCGGCCAAGGAGAAGACGGUGCAGCGGUUGACGCGCGAAGUGGAGGAGUGCAAAAAGACGAUUAAGAAGCUGCAAAAAAAGAAGGAAGGGCUGGGCAAGAGUGAGUGCGGCAAAUCCCCGGUGCGGGUGCGCAAAAAGGUGCUGGAAAACGGGGAACCGGGCGUCGAAGCGUCCUUGGCAGUGUGCGAGGACGCACCGAAGGCGAAAACGCACGAGUUGGAUCACCACCACAACAAGGCACUGCAGGACCAAAGGUUGCAAGAAAACAUGACAAGACGUCCGCGGAAUCGAGUAUGGGUUUUACCUCGAAGUUACACGUAGGCUAGCGGCCAGUGCAGAAGAUGCAGCAGCGAAUAUAAAUAUGGGUAAAGAGUGCAUUUCCUACCUGUCGAAACGGUGGUAGGAUAGCGUACAAGCUAUUUGAUAAGAAACACGCGCGGCGAAUCGUGUGCGAUCUCAAUUAGAAGUUUAUUUGUAAAAGUUAUGGUCAGUUAUGGAGAGCGAGUAUUGUUUAGUUCUAAUGUAGAGCGCUAUGUUGUAGAUUCGCGCUUAUUCUAAGUGAAGUGCGCGCCAUACAUAAUUAGCAAAGAGCGUAAUUUUCUCAGCCAGAUGUUUGAACAGGAUCAAAUGAUCCCUUUGCAGCGUAUCGAAAGGUAAAGCAUUGUAGCAACAUUUUAAUUACACUCCAAUCUUUAUCCAACCCUA